ACAAAAAGCAAAUUCGUUUAGUUCCUUUAUUCCAAUAGUCAAAUUUUCAAAUAACGUUAGUUCUUAACUUGUUAAAAACGAGAGAUUUCUCUGGAAAUUAUAUAUUUAAACAAUUCGAUAGUAUUAUAAAUUAAUUAUAUAUCGCAAUAAUCACUGUUUCGUCUAUUGAACAUAUAUAAAUAAAUAGAUAUAUUUUUUACCUUGGACGUGAUCAAACCUGUUCUGUCUUUAGUAGAGAAUGUUUGUCCAAAGAAAGACAAAAUUAAAGCCAAAAUCGAAAAAGAAGUUAAAACCCGAGUGGGAUUCAACAAUUAACGAUUUGAACGUCUACAAAGCCAGUACAGAUGAUAUUAUUCGUCGAAAAGAGUCUCAUAAAUCAAAGAACGCAGAAUCCGCAAAAUUUGAUCUUUUAUCACUAAGAUUAAGAGAAUUAAAUGAACAGAAAAAUUCGAAAAAAGAACAAGAUAAAUCAAAGAAAUCAGCAAUACAUAAAGUAUACUUGGAUAACAGUCAGCUUUCCGAAACCUUGGCCGAGUGUGAUAAGACUUUGGCGGUUGUUAAAGACAUGUUCGGAGAUGAUCCAAAGAAAUUUUUUGGUAUACCAAGCGUUACAGUUGCGCCUAAACGGAUUUUAAAAAAUGACCAGUCUCUCUUACCAGAUGGAACGGAAGUAGUAGAAUUAUCAAAAUUAGACGCUCUUAGCGAUUCAAUAAUGAGUAAGAACUCUUUGGAUAGAUUGAAUGAUAAUGUAAGCAAUGAUUUGGAACAAUAUAAACAUAUAUUAAAUGAAAAUCGAGCGAAAGCUGAUAUGGCCAGUGAAGAUUGGGAGACGAGCUUCUCCAGUCUAAACAGAUCAACGUUAAUCAAUACUGUUAAUGAUACAGCCGUUGUUGAAAGUUCUGUUAAGAGCGAGGGAAGAGAGGAUACUAGAGAGGAGAUCAAAGAGACGGCCGAGAACGCUUCGUGUACUUGUGAAUGUCAUAAGAAUUCUAAAGAGGAAAUUUUAAUGCUCGUUGAUGCCGUAACGAAAUUAGCUCAAUGCGCCAGAGAAAGUGAAAAACGGGCCGCCGUUGAGGCAUUGAAAAGGGAGGAAUUGGAGAGCAAAGUUGAACGUCUAAAUUGUUUAGUUAAUGUUUUAGCAGCUGAUAUGGUCGCCAACGAGAAUAGAGUUAAGAUAGCGUUAAAAACUUUUCAAACAAAGAACUCUGAACAUAGCUCGGAAAGAGGGGGCUACAGCGAAAAGGGAGAAGAAAACGUCAGAGAAAUGAAAACACUGGAAAGAAGAGAAGAGGAAAGAGAAGAGGAAGCAAUUCACUCAGAACGUAAUAGGAGAAUGAUUGAAAGCCAGAAUAUUCAACGUGGAAAUCCUUUAGGCAAGUCUUACAACAACAAAACAAUAACAGCAAUAAUAAUAAUAAUGCACAUUCUGUGUAUAGUUCUACAUUUAAUGGAUUCGUAUGAUCAAUUAAAAACAACUAUUUCUUCAACAUCUCACUUGGAUGGCGAUAAAAGUAUAGAAAGUGUUGCAAUCAUACCCGACGAAGUUGACGCCUCUCAUGAAUACAUUCAAAAACAAUUAGAAGAACUAAAUAGAAAGCAUUUGGAGGCGAAACUUAAAUUAGAUGGCUUACUUCAAGGCUAUAUCGAGGUGAAAGGUGAAAAUGGUCAGAAUUCCCCUCCAGUGUCUCCGAUUUUACCAGGUUCACCAUCAUCAUUACGCGUAAACGGAAGAUAG
Messenger RNA from Dimorphilus gyrociliatus, 1735 nucleotides. The record is from the annotation of a GenBank genome assembly. NCBI's taxonomy places the organism in Eukaryota, Metazoa, Annelida, Polychaeta, Dinophilidae.